UAUAAUAUUUAUACCCGUGCAUGAGCACGGGAAAAUCACUUAGUAUAAAAAUAAUUUUAGAACCUAAAGUUAGAGUUAAACGUUUGUUUAUAUAUACGGUAGUGGCUACGUUUUUUUUUACUUUGCUAAACACGCCAGUGGCUAUGUUGGAGAAUAAAUAUUAUAUUUAUUUUAAAAAGUCUGAAAGUUCAUUGCAAAACUGUUUUACUAAAGCUACAAAAGAAGUUUAACUGACUAUUAAGUAGAAAAAAGAACAACUUAACGAUCAAACUAAACCAUAUAUAAAGUACAAAUUUAUUCAUUUAUGAGAACCGUGUAAACGUUCAUUACUAAUAAGUUUUGAAAAUUUUAUAUGGACACAAGUUUCCAAAUUUGUGAAAACAAAAAUUUAAAUUUUCAAAUUAUUAGAUUCUCUCUUGAUCCAUCUAAUCCCCCGAAUUUCAUCCAUCUAAUCCCCCAAAUUUCAGGACCAUCUUAGGAAUGUGGUAUAGUUUAAUCCGUAGGUGUUCAAAAAAAAAGGUUUUAUCUGUCAAAAGCAGUAGAAUGAAGAGUAGUGUGGUUUCUUCUUUCGUCUCUUACAUUCUUAUUAUUUUAUGAUAUAUACAUACACACACACACACAAGAAAAGCAUGUAUGUAAAGACAGAAGCACAUAUAUAAGAAACCCACUAGUUCACUUCUCUAAGAAGAUUUGUCCAGGCACACGCCAAAACACAAAAACAAAACCUUCAAGAACAGAUCAGUUUAAUAUUCAUAUAUAAACAAAAGAAAACAAAUGGAUGUUGGUUUAAUACAAGAUCUGCCCAUGUUGAAUUUCUCAACACCGAUCAAGAUCCGAUCCAACAACACCAACAUAGAUGAUGACGGCAACGGCGGCGGCUGCACCACUCCUACUUCCUCACAUCACAAGAUUCCUCCCUCAACCGCCACUACUCCUCCUCCUCCGCCGCAGAAACGGCGCCCACCUCCCACGCCGUCUUCUCUUGUCAGAUCUUGCAAGAGGAAGCUUAUGACGUCAUCCAAGUUUGAGAUUAUUGUCAACAAAGAUGAGAUCGAUCGCUUCUUCUCUUCUGUUUACAACCAGAAGAUGACGUCAUCCCCCUCAACAACCACUACCACUACGACGGCUCUCACGGUGGCCAAGAGGCGUAGAAGUUUCCGUUCUUGUUCCCGAAAAUGAUCAAUAGUUGCCUAGUUGGAAUUAACCACAAUCAUGUUAAAGGUUCUUUCAUUUAGAUAGCUUUUUCCUAUUCUAUUUAAUUUUAUGCAUGUUAUGAUUCUCGACUUUAAACGUCGACCCACUGUAUAUGUACAUGUGCGAACGGUAGAUGGUAUCUUUUUCCUAAUAAUUUCAUUUGAAUUAUGAAAUUUCUCAAUAAUGUAGUUUUGCAAGCCUUUUGUAAACAAAUGAAAAAAUAAUUGAAUAUUUCAGAAAGAAA
Messenger RNA from Raphanus sativus (radish), 1438 nucleotides. RefSeq names its product cyclin-dependent protein kinase inhibitor SIM. The transcript has a single exon. NCBI's taxonomy places the organism in Eukaryota, Viridiplantae, Streptophyta, Magnoliopsida, Brassicales, Brassicaceae. Gene Ontology annotation, biological process: regulation of DNA endoreduplication. The record is from RefSeq and is a predicted model, not a curated record. The coding region runs from base 775 to 1179 and encodes 134 amino acids.